Molecule: messenger RNA, 2338 nt
Organism: Cimex lectularius (bed bug)
Lineage: Eukaryota; Metazoa; Arthropoda; Insecta; Hemiptera; Cimicidae
Product: ABC transporter G family member 23-like
Exons: 15
Coding region: 127-2181 (684 amino acids)
Cellular component (GO): membrane
Molecular function (GO): ATP binding; ABC-type transporter activity; ATP hydrolysis activity
Source: RefSeq, a predicted model, not a curated record
UAACACAGACUGCCAAAGGAUACUCCUUGUCCAGGCCAGUUGGAAAGUGCAUAGCGAUUCUCCCAGGGGAUACCCGGUGCGGCGCGUGGAGUGGGGCCCAAAAAGUGAAAGAGUCCGACACCAACAAUGAACGGCGACGGCGACCUUAUGGUUCAAGUGCGUGGGGCGUUCAAGCGGUAUGGCUAUGGGCCCCCCAUACUCGCCGGGCUCAACAUGUCAGUCAAAACAGGAACUAUAUAUAGUUUGUUGGGGCCUAGUGGCUGCGGGAAGACGACCCUCCUCAGUUGCAUUGUAUCGAGGACACAUCUUGACUGCGGAUUUAUCAAACUUGGUGUCACGAAAAAGUCGGAGAUCGGUUAUAUGCCACAGGACAUCGCCUUGUUUCAAGAAUGUACAAUAAAAGAGAUAUUCAACUUCUACGGCACUUUGUACGGUAUGAAACCCCACGAGGUAAAAAUGAGGAUGAAAGAGCUCUGCGGCAUGCUCGACCUCCCGCCGUACAACAGAUUUAUUCACUCUCUGAGCGGCGGACAACAAAGAAGGGUUUCUUUCGCAGUAGCUCUCUUAUACAACCCACCGUUGCUAAUCCUUGACGAGCCGACUGUCGGAAUGGACCCAGUCCUGUGUAAGACGAUAUGGGAGUACCUCCUCGCCCUGACGUCGGAACACGGCAGGACGAUUAUCAUAACGACCCACUACAUUGAAGAGGCGAAGCCUUCAAACACGAUCGGGCUGCUGAGGAAAGGGGUUCUGCUCACGGAAGAGUCUCCGAAAAGGCUGAUGGAAAAACAAAAUUGUGAUAAUCUCGAAGAAGCGUUUUUAGCGUUAAGCACGAAACAGCAUGAACUGAUCAAGGCUGAAAAACAAUUUGGGGUAGCCAUAGAAUACCCGAAGGUAAAACCAAAUUCAUCCCCUCUUCCUAUUCCAAACGAUGAGUGGUUCAAUUUUAGCAGAUUUUCCGCUCAACUCGGUAAAAACGUAAGGUGGACCAGGAGAAAUUUCGGGAUUAUUUUGUUUAUCCUCCUUCUACCGGCUAUUCAGUCCUUCCUCUUCUGCAUAUGUUUUGGAAACGACCCAAAAGUUGACGAUCUCCCGGUCGCCGUCAUUUCCGAGGAGCUGACCGCCCUGACAUACAACUGCGAACACUUCCGUCACAAUUUGACCUACAGCCCAAUAUUGGAAUGUAACAUACCUUAUUCCUUGCCAUGCGAAUUUAUCGAUCGAUUGAAAGAAAAGCUCAACGUGAGAUUAUACGACGACGUUGAUAUGGCCAAGAGGCUCGCCUCCUCUAAUAAAGUUUGGGGUGUGCUAUACAUUUCAAAAAACUUUUCGACAUCAAUCGAGGAAAGGAUAAACAACGGAAUUAGCACAUCUGAUGCCGACAUCGAUGAGAGUAUCAUUUCUGUGUGGCUCGACAUGUCAAGUUAUGUCAUGUCGAAUCUAAUCAAAAGGAACAUAGGUGACAGCGUGGCAAACUUUGUCACUGGGAUUAUGAAGACGUGCGGAAUUCCGGAAAAAGCCGGCGACAUACCCGUCGUGUUCCAAGAUGCUAUUUAUGGGAGCAAUUCUCCUAUAGCGACUCAUAGCACUGCUCCAGCUUUCGUCUGCUCAUUCAUUUUCUACUUUGCUAUGACUUUCACAAGUGGGGCGAUUAUGAUGGAGAAGAUGUUCGGAAUCGUCGAGAGAAUAAUGGUCGCCGGUAUGACACGCUUUGAAAUAAUUACCGCUCAUUUGGUCGUCCAAUUCUUCAUGAUGACGUUGCAGGCGGUCUUUAUGCUGUUUAUAUUGUAUUACGUCUACACGAACCCGUUUGACGGAAGUUUCGUCCUUUCAAUGGGCAUGUUGUACCUCGUUGCCUUCGUCGGCAUUGCUUUCGGGUUCUUGACAAGUGAGAUUUUCUCAGAAGAAAAAAUGUCCUCUUACACCGGUAUCGGUAUGAUCUUGGCGAUUUUUAUGCUCGGAGGAUUACUGUGGCCGUUGGAAGGUGCUCACAUCGUGUUGAGAUCUUGGAUACGGUUUUUCCCACUGGUGGCUGCGAUCGAAGGAUACGCCCACAUCACCCUCAAGGGCUACGAUUUCUUCCACAGGACGGUCUACAUGGGCUAUGUUUCUUGUUUCGCAUGGAUUAUCAUUUUUGGCGGUCUCUCGUAUAUCAUUUCAAAAAAGACAAAAGGAUCUUAGUUUUGCUCAAAAUAAUUUAAAUUACUUUUUAAUUAAUGUAUAUAAAAAUGCGUUAUUGUAAAUAUAUUUUUCUUUUAAUUACUCCCAAAAAACGCUCAGUAAAUCUACAAGAAAAUUUAUUAUGUUUUGCUCAAAUAAUUAUAAUUUGUUUUCUGAA